Engraulis encrasicolus (European anchovy) is the source of this 2157-nucleotide messenger RNA. Its product is annotated as serine protease 27-like. The transcript is spliced from 7 exons. Gene Ontology annotation, biological process: proteolysis. Lineage: Eukaryota; Metazoa; Chordata; Actinopteri; Clupeiformes; Engraulidae. Gene Ontology annotation, molecular function: serine-type endopeptidase activity. The record is from RefSeq and is a predicted model, not a curated record. The coding region runs from base 76 to 1080 and encodes 334 amino acids.
GAGAUACCUGAGACAAACAGACAGGCAACUGACUGAGAUUCAUCUGAGAUAACCAACCAGCCAGCCAUACGUGUGAUGCAGAAGAGUAUGUUUAUGUGGAGAUCUGCUGUCCUCCUGCUGUGUUUGACCGCGCUCCUUCAAGAUUGCUCAGCGCAGUUAGAUGUGUGUGGACAAGCCUCCCUGAACACGCGGAUCGUGGGCGGGCAGGAGGCCGCAGUGGGGGCGUGGCCAUGGCAGGUUAGCCUAACACGGAACGGCAACCACUUCUGUGGGGGGGCACUCAUCAACAACGAAUGGGUGUUGACCGCUGCCCACUGCCUGAACAGCAACUCGGCGCUGGAUGGCCUGAGUGUGCGCGUGUCCGUGAGGAGUCUGGACAACGCCGACGAGGGGACGACGUAUCAAGUGGAACAGAUUGAACUCCACCCCUCCUAUAACCACACCUCCUACAGCCAUGACAUCGCUCUGGUGCGCCUUGCUACAUCCUCCUCCUCCUCCUCCUCCUCCUCCUCCAUCCUCCGCCCGAUCUCCUCCUUCUCCAACGUGCUCCGCCCGGCCUGCCUGGCCGCUGAGGGUUCCACCUUCAACACCGGGACGUCCGCCUGGAUCGCAGGAUGGGGCAGCACGCAGCAUGGAGAGUCCCUGUCGUCUCCUCAGACGCUGCGUGAGGUGGAGAUUCCCCUGGUGGACCAGAGUCAGUGUGUGGCGGCGUACAGAGGAUACGGCAUCACCGUCACCGACAACAUGCUGUGUGCAGGACUACUGGGAACCGGGGGCAAGGACACAUGCCAGGGCGACUCAGGUGGCGCGCUGGUCAGCAAGCAGGGCAGCGUGUGGCUGACCAUGGGCGUGGCCAGCUUCGGCGUGGGCUGCGGCGAGGCGCAGUACCCCGGCGUGUACACUAGGGUGGCGCCGUACGAGUCCUGGAUCCGCUCCCUCACGCAGAGCAGCCUGCCGGGCUUCAUCAAGGUCACCCAGGUCACCACGCAGACCGUCACAGACGCGGCCAUCACCACCUCCUCCUGCUCCAGCCUCCUGCUCCUCCUCGCCUCCCCUCUGCUCCUGUCCAUCAUUCACUGAGGAGCGCAGUAUACUCCCCUUAUUGCAGGGGUGGGGAACCUAUGUCUCGAGGGCCGUUUGCGACCCUUGAGGCCGUUUUAUACGGGCCCCGAUGUAAUUUUAAUGUUAUGAAGCUUCACAUGAAAUAUGACAUAUUUUGUGAUGGAAUCUUAGAAAAUACAUUUGCAAUACAAUUAAGUUAUAUUCAGGGGACCUAGAGAAGGUGGAAUUUGUUUUAAAGGUGUCUGCCUUCGAUAUAGGCCUAAAGUGCAGGGGGAAAUCCAUGUUUGUGUUCAAAGUAUGGCCCUCAGAGGACUUUUACGGCCCUCGGAUGAAUUUGAAGUGGCCCCUCGAAUGAAAAAGGUUCCGCACCCCUGCCUUAUAGGCUGACUAGCUACUCCACCCCUCCCUCCUGCUCCUCCUCUCCACACCACUAGCUACCCCACCCCUCCACUCCUCCCUAUCCAUGUCUACCUCCUGCUCCUCUUCUCCACUCCAGUGUUCUAUCAUUCACUGAGAAGCACAUGUGCACACCUCUUUUUCCUCUUCCUUCUCUCCUCUAUCCCUCCCUCUAUCAAAUACUACAGUAGAAUCCACCCCUCCUCUCCACCCUGCUACUCCUCUGCAUCAUACACUGAGGAGCACAUACUCCUCUCUUCACUCCUUCCCAUUACCCCUCUAUCCUUCACUCCUCUCAUCCUCCCGUCUUGUGUCUUCUCUGCUGUCCAUCAUACACCACCACCCACCCUUCCUGUCCUCUCCUCUCCACUCCACUCAUCCUCUACUCCCCACAGAUGAAAGCUAAAUGCAGAACGCCAUGUGCAAAUGAAGGAAGCGACAUGUGUGAGGUGAAGGGGAAUUUGUUGUACGUAUGAUUGCAGUAUUGUAGUAUACAGUGUUGAAUUGUGGGAUUUGUAGUGUGAAAGGUGGCUACAGGCCAGUGAUUGUCUCGUUUAUCAUCAAUUUAUUAUUUAUUUAAAUAUUUAUGAAAUCUAUUUCUGCUAUACAUUAUCAGCACUUUUCUGGUUGUGAGUGUGUAUCAUGACAUAAUGUCAGGACCUACUUAAUGUAAUUGUGUGUGGCAAUAAACAAAAUAAU